Messenger RNA from Malus domestica (apple), 327 nucleotides. The record is from RefSeq and is a predicted model, not a curated record. NCBI's taxonomy places the organism in Eukaryota, Viridiplantae, Streptophyta, Magnoliopsida, Rosales, Rosaceae.
AUGAUGAAGGGCAUUGUGAUCCCAAAGUUGGUUAUACUAGCCAUGGCUCACCUAAUGCUGCAGCAAGGAGAGGCCGUCGUCUCUUGUGGCCAGGUGGACUCGAACUUAGCGCCUUGCGUUUCCUACCUGACCAAACGGGGUAAUCUUGACCCAGCUUGCUGCACAGGGGUGCAGAACAUCAAGAACCUCGCCCAAACCACAGCUGAUAAGCAGGCCGCUUGUGAAUGUUGUAAGGCAGCGGCAAACCGCUUCCCCAGUGUUGACGAAGUUACAGCUUCUACUCUCCCAGCAUCAGCUAAGAUGGAGGUGAUCAAGGGCAGGAAAUAA